CCCGGCCGGAGGUAGGUUGGGGUCUGGGGUCGGGGGUCCUCACGGGCUCGCCUGAUUUCUCCUCCGGUCCAGACGGUGUUCGAUUUUUCUCGAGUUUACAGCAGUUUUGUGAGAUGAACCGGUGCUCGCAGGUGUAUCUCCAUGAAUAACUUAAAUGACCCCCCAAAUUGGAAUAUCCGGCCCAGUUCCAGGGCUGAUGGGGGUGAUGGAAGCAGAUGGAAUUAUGCCCUGUUGGUUCCAAUGCUGGGAUUGGCUGCUUUUCGUUGGAUUUGGUCUAGGGAGUCCCGAAAAGAAAUAGAAAAAGAGCGGGAAGCAUACCGUCAGAGAACAGCUGCCUUCCAGCGGGGCCUGGAAGCCAAGUACCAUGCCACGAUCUCAGAAGGCCGGCGGGCCGUGGCACAGCUGUCCCUGGAACUUGAAAAGGAACAAAACAGAACGACUAGCUACCGAGAGGCCCUCAUCUCUCAGGGGCGCAAGAUGGUAGAAGAGAAGAAGCUUCUGGAACAGGAGCGGGCUCGGGUCCUGCAGGAGAAGAGGCAGCCCUUGCGGAGUGCGUACCUGAGCUGCCUGGGCAAGGAGGAGGACUGGCAACGGAGAGCCAGGCUUCUGCUGAGGGAGUUCGAGGACGCUCUCACAGAAAGACAGAGCAUCUACUGCAGUCUGGUUCUCCCUCGCCACAAGCGGCUGGAGAUCGAGAAGAGCUUGCUGGUCCGAGCGUCCACUGACCCAGUUGCUGCUGACCUAGAGAUGGCAGCUGGCCUGACUGACAUAUUCAAGCACGACACGUACUGUGGUGACGUCUGGAACACCAACAAGCGCCACAAUGGGAGGCUUAUGUGGCUGUAUCUCAGAUAUUGGGAACUAAUGGUCGAACUGAAGAAGUUUAAGAGCGUAGAGAGAGCCAUACUGGAAAAGUAAGACAGCUCAGCGUCAGAGCGGUGUGUGUUCUGGGUUACGCGAUGUUUUCCUUCUGCCAGCGCUCCCUGUGUUGUGGCCACGCAUGCACACAGCUGCCUCUCAGCAGUGGCCUUCCACGGCUUCCACCGCCACCCUCCGAGCUCUCCGUCCCCCUCAGCGGCUAAGGACGUAGUUUCUCAGGAGCGUUUUUUAAGCUGUCGAUAUUUUAUUAAGCGGAACAGUAUAACCUCAUAGCUUUAGGGAAAAACUGUUUCUAAGAAUGUGAGAUAUAAUAUUCAUCCUUACUAUAAGUCAUUUUUUUGUCUGUUUUUAUCACUCCCUAAAUUCUUUGUUCUCCUCAAAUUAUUUUUCUCUCUCCUAAAAUUACAGUUAGAAGUUGUCAGGUAGUGGAUAGGACUGCCUAAUAGAUGAGAAAGGAAGGUAGUGAUACCGUCAAGGUUUUGUGGUGUUUUGAAGCUCUUUCCCACCAAAGGGGAAAAAGUGUUUAUUUCCAGUUGAUACCCUUGUGUGUGUUUAUAAGCAAUGACAUGUAAUUAAAACACCUCAAUUUAAAAGCAA
This is a messenger RNA of Balaenoptera musculus (blue whale), 1476 nucleotides long. It is a transcript of the gene CCDC127, whose product is annotated as coiled-coil domain containing 127. The record is from RefSeq and is a predicted model, not a curated record. Lineage: Eukaryota; Metazoa; Chordata; Mammalia; Artiodactyla; Balaenopteridae. The transcript is spliced from 3 exons. The coding region runs from base 142 to 918 and encodes 258 amino acids.